AUGGGAGCCAUGAUCCUCAUGGACGAGGAGUGCAAGCGCACUGGGGACCUUCAAGCGCAGAUUGCCGGAUUGGCGCAGCAACGCCACGAUGCUAUGGGCUUGGCCGGACAAAAUGCCGAGGUCGGACCAGAUGAGAAAUGCAUGCCGUCGAGAGGUGCAGUGCCGGAGUACGUUGAACUGUUUCCCGCCGCCUUCCGAGAAGGCGUGUAA
Cylicostephanus goldi is the source of this 210-nucleotide messenger RNA. The record is from the annotation of a GenBank genome assembly. Lineage: Eukaryota; Metazoa; Nematoda; Chromadorea; Rhabditida; Strongylidae.